AUUUCCUGAAAUUAUAAAAUCAAGUGUAUCUAAGUAUAUGUGUGUGUUAUUAUUAUUAUAAUAUCAUGUAAAUAUGUUUACAAUAUUAAUUUCUAAUUGCAUUAUUUACGCGUGUAAAAAUCUGAACUUCUGAUUAAUUCACAUCUCUAACACUAUGUUCACACGAGGACUCUUUUUGUCGCCAAACACGGUUUUUAUAGGCGAUUGACGACGAACAAAGACGAAGGGAGCGUACCGCUUGUGUUCGGGUGACAAGCUUUGUAUUCUUGUGCGUAACCAGUCUUUUCAUGGUUGCAAUAGCGCGCGGUUUUAAAACAAUAUUUACUGAAUGCGGAAAUAUAUAAAUACAAUACAAAAUAAUACAAAAAUUUUAGAAAAGAGUGAAUAAACAGUAUAAUUUUUUUGCACUGUACAAGAAUUUGAGAAUAUGAUAUGAAAGAAAAUGCAUACAACUGUUCGACUCAAGUUAUCGCACUCGUGUCGCUCGUGUGAAUGCAAUGAACGGCCAAAAAAAAGGGAAUUUGCCGAUAAUAAGCGACAAAAGAGUACUCGUCGGAACACAGUCUAAGCAAGUAGUUAGACAAAUACAUAUUCCGUUCGCUCGACAGUCGGGUCUAAGUAACUGGAACGGACCCGGAUUUUUAUCCGGCCAAGACCGGUCAACUCGGCACCAUUCCUCAAAAUUUUACUAUAGGAAUGUUUUCUGCCACUACAACAACAACAAAUACAUAUUUAUCUUUAUGCGAACUUGAAAAGUCCUAAAAGUAGUUUAUUACAGUAACAUUUAUAUGCAGUAAAUUGACUAGACAUCUCUGCUAAAAUGGGAUGUUCUAAUAAGCUAAUACAUAAGUUUUUUUUUUAACAUUUUCUGUCAUCAUUUGCAAAUAUGUUACGAGUACUCUUACAUAAUUCAUUCUAUUCUUGUGUUUUUAUACAAAUGCCAUAGAAGAGUUGUUUGUAUAACGUUUUUUAUAAAACCAACUCACCAACAAUGUGCUUUCAGUCUCAAAAUUCUGACAUACUCCAGUAGUUGCAAGCCAAUUAUGGUAUGCCAUUAUAUUUGAGGUUUAUAGAAAACACCAUAUCUAAGAAGUUCUUUGUGAAAACUUUUAAACCUUCGCCAUCAGAACCGAUUUUCCGAUGAAAACAAAGAUAUUUGCAUUUUUAAUACCAACUUCUCUUUGUUUGACUUGUCAUGAAAGUAUAAAAAAAGUUUCAGAUUUGUACAUACCUACAUUUGCUGGUAAGCACUGCGUUUGUCAUUUGAAGGUCGUUUGCAUUCAAAAUGAAAUUAUUAAUUUUUACUCCCUUCUCUACUAACACUUCAACAAUUCGGUAAAUUUUUGCAAUGCAUAGUUUAUUUGUAUUAAUUUGUAAUUACGUUCAUUAAGAUAAAUGUUUUAGGAAUUCUAAUUCAACUACAGAUUUCCUGCUAACCACCGUCGUUUACUGAUUGCAUGCUUCUGUGUUUUAUUUUAUUUACGCCGUCAUCGUUGUUGGCUUUCUUAUCAGCUGAAAGUUAAAUGGGCGAAUUUUUACGAUGCAUAAACAGUUCAACGGCAACAAUUUCAAAGUGAACACAAAUUUCUCAGAGCGCUGCAAAAUAUUUAUUAUUUACUUAACAUUUUAUAAGACUAUUACUGAGAAUUGGUUUUGGUUUUGAUUGCGUCGUCAUUGUCAAUAAUUUCCUAAAUUGUAUUUUGUUAAAAUUAACACAAAAAUCACUUCCACCUCUUUUUUGAGAUAUAAUAAAACGUAUUAGUAUGACGAUUCCAUCGCGUCCAGCGCCUGCACCACCAGUGACGCGCGGUCAAAAUGCUGCCGCCGGUGCUAAUGCAAGUAUCGAGCAACUACGCAUACAAUUGCAACAACAACAAAUACAUCAGCAACAGAAUCGUGGCGUACAGAAAUUGACUAUAAGUCUACCACCACCGCCCAAAGGUUCGAUUGCAAUGCCCACGGUUAAUCGCAAUAACAGUAUCAGUAGCAACAACAACUAUAACAGCUUUAACAUGAACAGUCAUCAGUCGGCGAUAACACGUAAGUUUCCACAAGCACGCUACACGCCCACCACAAAUUGGGAGGAUGAUCCUUUCGGCGCCAAUGCGGCAGCUGCUGCCAAUACGAAUGGCAAUGGCAAAAAGGUUCCACCACCACGGCCACCACCACCGAAAGUGCAAGUGAAUGGUCGUAGAGCGCCUCAGCCACCAGCCACACACUCAACAAAAUUGCUGAGCAAUAUUUUCAGAAGCAAAAAAAGCAGCAGUAGUAGUAUUAGCAACAAUAAUAAUAAAGCCAAUAAGGUAUAUGGUGUCAGCAGCGGUGUUUAUGCCAUUAACAAUACAUCAGUGUCAACAACAAACAGCAGUAGCAGUAGCACAACUACGUGGGCCACCACAAACAAUGCAACAAAUAGUUGCAACAACAGCCAAAGUUGGCAGGCUAAUUGGAAUAGCAGUUAUUCGUCCACAUCGCUUACGUCUCUGAGUGCUGGAAAUGCCGGUGGCGCAAGUGCGCCGAGCACAACCGAAGCACAACUGAUCACUUUCGAUUCACCACCAAGUUCGCCAACAUUCACACAGAAGUCAAAUAGUGAUUGCCUUAGCGUUGAUAGUUUCAGUUCGGAUUCGAAUUUCAGUUCGGCCAAUAAUGGUAGUGUCUCCCAACCGGAAAGCGGUUUUGAAGAUGAUUUUAGCGCACUCAGUCGUCCAGCCACUACUACUAGUCCGCUUGAUCCUUGGGAGGCUUUUGAUAGUGGUUUCAAUACAGCAGUCGACAGUAUUUACGGUUGUACGGCAGCAACGAAUAGCAUUGGUACUGCACCGGUACGCAAUCUAAACACCAUUAAUUCGCGCAUCCAAUCAAGUAACGACAAUCCGCUCUGUAAUGGGAAAAGUCUUCUACCGCCGACGCCCACACUUAGUGCACCAACAAUUAUCAAACCAAAAUUAUCACAGAAGCCACGUGCACCUAAACCGCCGGUGCUGCAGAUAUCGCAGUUCACACUUAGUGGUGAUGACACAUCACAAACGCCACCAUCGCCUCCUAUGCCGAUAUGUGCACCACCACCGCCACCGAAUGGUGUAUCAUUGCUGGCCGUCAUAUCAGGAAAAGCGGAUGCAUUGCAAUUGAACAUUGGCGCUAUUGCAGAAGAAACGAAUCCACAUGGCGUAGCGCUAUACGACUUUGAUGGUGUCGAAGAGGGCGAUCUCAGUUUUCGGGCGAACGAGAAAAUCUGUAUCUUGAAGCAGGUGAGCGCUGAAUGGUAUUGUGGUCGCACGCGUUCAGGCUGUGAAGGUAUUUUUCCUAUAAAUUAUAUCGAUGUUAAAGUUCCGUUAGUGGAGCACAAAACCAAAACCAAGCCGUUACGCGUACGAUGCCUCUAUAAUUUCCCAGCCGAAUAUGACGGUGAUUUGGCCUUGAAGGAAAAUGAAAUAGUGACCAUACUGUACAAAAUUAAUGAAGACUGGCUUUUUGGUGAAGUGGAUGGUCGACAAGGCCAAUUUCCAGCGAAUUUCAUUGAAUAUUUACCCGACAACAUACCGAUGGCAUAAGCAAGAAGUUUGAAAUGUAUUACUAUACUAUACCAAUAUUGCAUACAUACAUACAUAUAUACAUAUAUGAUGAUAACUAUGAAAUGCUACGCACUUAAAUAAUUUACAUAUAUAUUUGAAAUACCUUUGCUGUUUAGCACUUGUCCAGCUAACGAAUUGUGUAGUACCCGUAAUUUAUAUAUAAAAUAAUUUACUCGCGGAACUAUUAAGUUGUGUCUCGAAAAUCUUGAAGAUGGAAAAGUUGGCGCGUUGCUACUUGGAAUUGAAAAUAAUAUAUAUUUUUCCAGGAUGUGAAAACAACAAAAUAAAUAUACUUUCUUUAUAUAGGAGUUUACAUUUAUAAGAGUAAAAGAAACUGUGUACUUUAAGUGAUUUAGUGUUUAACUAACGCACUGUAAUGGUACUAGUUCUUAACCAUAAUAAUAUUUAAAUCAAACAUCACACUGAUUGUCAUAUCAAACAAAUUUUUUGCAACACAAAAAUCGAAAAACCGAUAUCGAUAUAAAAGCCUUUUGUACUAGUAUUUAAGGGCGUAGUAAAUGUAAAGAAUUAACGUCCACAUCACACGCUUAAGCAAUGAAACUAUUGAAUUUGUUCCACACACACAAACGUAACUAUAAUUUAUACUUAUACUUAAAUAAAUCAUAUAUCAAUACACCUAACUUAAAUAGUACACAUACAACAAUAAUUUCCUGCACACGAUGGUCAUAUAAAUACCUAUGUGCUCUUGUGAAGAAAAGUUAUCAAAAUGUACCCAUUUGUUGCAAGAAUAUCUUUUAAUUUGUAUUGAAUCGUCGCAAAAGUAGAUGUGAUUGUUGUAUAUAUAAACAAAUAUUAAGACAAACAAAUUAUUUAAAUUUAAAAUUAAUAGGCGCUUGUUAUACUGUUUCAUUUUAUUGAUAGCUAUUUGUUAAUGAUUUUCUCAUAAUGUUACGCGCAAGUAUAAGUUAUAUAUUAAAUAUAUAUAUAUGUAUUAUUUAUGUUAAGUAAUCUUAUUAGCUGUAGUACAUGCACGGUACGGUUAAAUCUAAAAAAUGCAGCACUUAUACAUUUAUACAUAAAAUAUACAACAAAAUAAAUAGAUAUACAACAAUAACCAAUUGCCACGAUUUACAAGUAUAUUUGUAUUUAUAGCGUUGAGUGCGCUCCAAACCGAUUGUGCUUAGUUAGUUUUACGUAUACAAUAUUUAAAAAAAAUUAACGAGUCAAAUAAUAUACACAUACUAUAACAGCAAAAA
Messenger RNA from Bactrocera oleae (olive fruit fly), 4792 nucleotides. Its product is annotated as lethal (3) 05822. Gene Ontology annotation, cellular component: ESCRT-0 complex. NCBI's taxonomy places the organism in Eukaryota, Metazoa, Arthropoda, Insecta, Diptera, Tephritidae. Gene Ontology annotation, biological process: protein transport to vacuole involved in ubiquitin-dependent protein catabolic process via the multivesicular body sorting pathway. The record is from RefSeq and is a predicted model, not a curated record. Gene Ontology annotation, molecular function: protein binding.